AUGAUGGACUUCCAAGUCACCGUCGCUCCUCCAACUAAGCCCCGUGAGAACCCCUUCAACUCCAUCUUCCGUCAGAAGAAGCAGGCUCUUCCAUCAUACUGCCAGUGCACCACACCAACCGUCAACUGCCCUCCAGGACCUCCAGGACCACCCGGACAGCCAGGACAGCCUGGUUUGUUUUCAACUUUACCAUUUCAAUAA
This is a messenger RNA of Cylicostephanus goldi, 201 nucleotides long. NCBI's taxonomy places the organism in Eukaryota, Metazoa, Nematoda, Chromadorea, Rhabditida, Strongylidae. The record is from the annotation of a GenBank genome assembly.